Racocetra persica is the source of this 350-nucleotide messenger RNA. The record is from the annotation of a GenBank genome assembly. Lineage: Eukaryota; Fungi; Glomeromycota; Glomeromycetes; Diversisporales; Gigasporaceae.
ACAAUUUCUAUAUAAGAAAUUCUCCUGAAAUUAAUGAUUCAUAUAUAAACUAUUGUACCAAUAAAGAUGAUAUUAUGAAAACUGAUAAAGCAAAUGAAUCAUUACAAAUAGAGUUUGCUACUAAUAAUGAGUCUUCUGAAUAUACAAGACCAAUGUUAAGUCUUAUAAAACAUCUUUUCAAAUACAAAGAAAAGGUACCUAAAUUGGAUAAAGGAAAGCCGAAUAUUAGUGUUCAAUGGGUUGUUAAAUGCAAUCAGGCAUUUAAUAUUGUUAAGGAUGAUAAGCUCAAAGCAAUAUUUACUUACUUAGAACCACAAGCGACUACACCUUCUGCAGAUUCUAUAAAAUAA